ACUACCACCACUACGGUGCACCGCAUUUUUUCAAUUUCACCACUGAACAAAAUUUCAAAGUGGUCUUUGCGUCGUCGUCGGUCAGGGAAGAUGAAUAUCGUGAGAUCCGGUUCUCGUUCCGUCAAUCAGUUGAGGCCCCUCAAAAACCUCACCCUCCUCCUUCAAUCGCCGGCGAUUGCCACCACCCGCGCUAUCUCCACCGUUCCCCCCUCCAUCCUCAACCGCUCCUCCCUCCUCUCCAACCACCUCUCUCCCCGCCAACUCUCUCCUCUUCCUCCUGCUCUCUCCGUUGCCUCUGUCCGCCACUUCCGCAACAGUCGCGACCCAGCCACCCGGUUUGAGAUUUCGCCGCCCGUCAAUUGGGGAAUUCGAAUCGUACCUGAGAGGAAGGCCUUUGUGGUUGAGCGUUUCGGAAAGUAUGUCAAGACCUUAACUCCUGGAAUCCACUUCUUGAUUCCCUUCGUGGAUCGAAUUGCCUACGUUCAUUCCCUCAAGGAAGAGGCCAUUCCAGUUCCCGACCAGUCUGCUAUUACCAAGGACAAUGUCAGCAUCCUCAUUGAUGGUGUUCUCUACGUCAAGAUUGUUGACCCUAAGUUGGCCUCCUAUGGAGUUGAGAAUCCUAUAUAUUCUGUCCUUCAACUUGCCCAGACAACCAUGCGUAGCGAGCUUGGCAAGAUCACUCUGGACAAGACUUUCGAGGAGAGAGAUGCUCUGAACGAGAAGAUUGUGAUAGCCAUAAAUGAGGCUGCCAAGGAUUGGGGUUUGAAAUGUCUGCGUUAUGAAAUAAGGGACAUAUCUCCUCCUCGUGGAGUGAGGGCAGCUAUGGAAAUGCAAGCAGAGGCAGAAAGGAAGAAGAGGGCUCAAAUCCUAGAGUCGGAAGGAGAAAGGCAGGCAAACAUAAAUAUUGCAGAUGGGAGAAAGAGUUCCGUGAUACUUGCUUCAGAAGGGGCAAAGGUUUCCGUGAUACUUGCUUCGGAAGGGGCAAAGAUGGACCAGGUUAAUAGAGCUCAAGGUGAAGCUGAAGCCAUUCUUGCUAAAGCAAAGGCAACCGCAGAAGGAAUUGCAAUGGUGUCACGAUCUCUUAAGGAGCAUGGAGGAGUUGAGGCUGCAAGUCUGAGAGUCGCAGAGCAAUAUAUCCAAGCGUUUGGUAACAUUGCAAAGGAGGGGACAACACUAUUACUUCCAGCAAGUGCUUCUAAUCCUGCCAACAUGAUGGCUCAAGUAAUGAGCAUAUAUAAGAACCUUGUUAAGAAGAGUCCUACUGAUGAGCUUCCAGAGAUUUCAGAAUCUGUAGCACUACCUGAAUCAUCUCCAAAGGAAUCUUCUCUACCUGAAUCACCUCGAAAGGAAAAGGAUGAGAACUCUCAGGCUGCUGAAAACCACUCUGGUGAAUCUGCUUUCAGUCUGCAAAACACCAAGAAACGUAGUUAGGUGGUAACACUUUGAGGAUUUACCACGCGUUGUGGGUUUCCAACCGUUAAAUUCUUUUUGUUAGCUGUGAAGGCGACAGAGGGUAUUAGAGAAAAGUGCAGAGUUUCAUAUUUUAUGGGGUGUGUUUUCUUCUUAGGGAUAAAUGAAAAUUGAGAAUAGGAACAAGCAGUUAUUAACGUGACUUCUUGGAGUAUUGACAUGACUCGAAACUUUUUCGUAUAUGGUAUUUUGCAAUUGUUGCAAUUCC
This is a messenger RNA of Coffea eugenioides, 1678 nucleotides long. Its product is annotated as stomatin-like protein 2, mitochondrial. Bases 91 to 1431 code for a protein of 446 amino acids. Gene Ontology annotation, cellular component: membrane. NCBI's taxonomy places the organism in Eukaryota, Viridiplantae, Streptophyta, Magnoliopsida, Gentianales, Rubiaceae. The record is from RefSeq and is a predicted model, not a curated record. The transcript has 9 exons.